AAUUGACUAUACAAUCAUUAAGGAGCUUGAAAGAUAGUCGCUGAAAGAUAGUCACAACCGUGAUUGACCGUACUUUCCGUACGCGCCUCGAGAGUGAGGGGCACGGAAUCGUGAAUUUUUUCCGUUGAGUGUGUGUAAGAGCGUGAAGGGUGAAAGAGCGCAGGUCCCUCACGGCUGACCGUGUCGACCGCGAACCCAAGAAAAUGAACCCGAGGCACCAAGGGUGAGCGGUGGGCGGACGGUUGUGUGGAGCAAAGGCGAAACGUAGGGAGUCACGCAAAGCAACCCCCGUGAAACUGGUGGUGGCGGCUCGCGAGGAACCGCCGCGGUACUACGUUCCCCGGCGGAUACCAGUCAGUCUGCAGGAUGAGGCGCGCGACGUGUCUGCUUUUUGUGUCUACCUUGCUCCUCGUCCAGAGGACCCACGUUAGCCGCGCUCAGAGGACCCAUGCGCGACAGGGUCUCAACCGCGAAAGCCCGACCGUUAGGAUACCGAAUCAGGGAAUCGUCCUCGGCAAAGAGAUAGCCGUCAACUCGGUGAGAUUGACGCAGUACCUCGGUAUCCCUUACGCGCAACCCCCGGUUGGCAAACUUCGCUUCACGCGACCGGUGACAGAUCCUCUCCCCUCUUGGAACGACGUAAAAAAUGCAACGCAGUUCGCGCCGUCCUGCCAGCAGGCUUCGGGUCAGCUUAAAUUGCACGAAAGGCUCUACAAGCGAUUGCUACCACCGGACAUGCCCGAUCCGGGAUUCAGCGAGGAUUGUCUCUUCUUAAACAUCUUCGUCCCGAGCGAAGGAAACCGCCAGGGUGACCGAUGGCCAGUGAUGGUUUGGUUCCACGGUGGCGACUUCAACACCGGAACUCCAGCGAUCUGGGACGCCUCUAUAUUCGUUAGCAGACAAAAGGUGCUAGUGGUGACGGUGGCGUAUCGAUUAAACAUCCUCGGAUUCUUCACGACGACGGACAGCGAGGCGUCCGGCAAUUACGGCAUGUUCGAUCAGAUCGCCGCCCUUGACUGGAUAAAGCGGAACAUCAAGCACUUCAACGGCUCGCCCAGCAACAUCGUCAUCUACGGCCACAGUUCCGGCGCGAUAAGCGUGGGCCUGCACAUGCUGAGUCCGCUCAGCAAAGGCAAGUUCCACAAGGCGAUCGCCAUGAGCGGGGACGCCAUCGGUUCCGUCGGCACGCUAGACAGGGAGAAACCGGUCGUGGACAUCAUCGCCGACAGAUUCGGCUGCGACCGACGACCGAGCGGCGCGCUGAUGGAAUGCCUGCGACGGUUGCAGGCCGACUUCCUGAUCAAGCACUCGUCCGACAUCGAGACUUGGGGCCCGAUUGUGGACGCAGAGACGAACAACGAGACGGAACCGUUUCUCGCACAACAUCCCAAGGACAUCUUGGAAAAUGGUAACUUCAACGCGGUGCCACUGAUUGUCGGUUACACGAAUAACGAGCAAGUUUUGGCGUACAUGGAGACCACCAGCGGCCAGAAUCCAGAGGGCGGACUCUCUUCGGAGAACUUCGAGACGAUGAUCACAGAAGAAUUUACGGCGGCGGUACAGACUCCGGAUGAUAACAGCACCUGCGAGUCGAAGCCCGAAAUGGUGACAAACGCGGUGCUGUUCUUCUAUAGACCGUACCCAUUCACGACGAACACGACGGUGUUUCGCGACAGAUACCUGGAUCUGCAAACGGAAAAGAACUACGCGGCUGGCCUGACGUUGCUGGCCGGCAAAGUGGCGAAGGGAAGAACGACGGCUUUCGUAUACCGAUUCGAUUAUCGUCCCAAAACACAACCGGUCGCGAAGGACGUGCCGGAAUGGGCGGGCGUGCCGCACAUGUUCGAGCUCCCGUUCGUCUGGGGUUUGCCGCAUCUGAUGGGCCCCGGCACGACGCAAUGGAUCUUCAACGACAAGAAGAUGUCCGACGUGAUGAUGUCGAUGCUGGCGACGUUUGCCAGGACCGGGGAUCCAUCCUUGAUGAGCGGGACAGGAUCGAUCAAGUGGGAGUCCUAUACGCAGGGCAAUCCGAGAAUUCUGAUAAUUGACAAGAAUGUAGAGAUGAACGAGCCAGAUGCGGUGGACUACAAGGCACUGGCGUUUUGGAACGAGUAUUAUCCGCAAAUCGUGAUGGAGGCGACGAACAAUUGUUGCAACGUCACCAGCACGGCGACGACAUGGAGGAUAUUCUUUCGUAACGUGUGUCUCAGCGGCGCGAUGGCUACGUUGGCGCUGCAUCACUUCUGGUUCUAGCUACGGUCACAGCGUGAAAUAUUAUAAAUACUGAAUUUAAAAAAAAAACGUGUUGCGCUCGCUGUUGUAUAUUUUUUAAUAGACCAAUAACGAAAGAAGACGAAACGGCGUCGUCGGAUUUUGCAAUUUUAUAACAAGAUCUCUUCCCACACUCUACUUUUUAAAAGCAAACGCAAUAACAAUCUUGUUAUACUCUUGUAGAAUAUAUGUAUAUUUUCGCGAAAUUUCGCAUUUUCUCGUGUGAAUAGAUUCUGCGUACGUAGUCGCGAUAAUUAUUUCACAAUGUUGUACGUAUUUAAUUGAGAGUUCUCGCACUCGUACGUCUGUAUUUAUUGCGAUAUGGUAAUCGUAUUAAAAAUUUCCUACGUUCA
Temnothorax curvispinosus is the source of this 2624-nucleotide messenger RNA. RefSeq names its product carboxylesterase 5A-like. Gene Ontology annotation, cellular component: cell surface; synapse; postsynaptic membrane. Lineage: Eukaryota; Metazoa; Arthropoda; Insecta; Hymenoptera; Formicidae. The transcript is spliced from 5 exons. Gene Ontology annotation, biological process: synaptic vesicle endocytosis; chemical synaptic transmission; postsynaptic membrane assembly. The record is from RefSeq and is a predicted model, not a curated record. Bases 367 to 2253 code for a protein of 628 amino acids. Gene Ontology annotation, molecular function: neurexin family protein binding; signaling receptor activity.